Molecule: messenger RNA, 1977 nt
Organism: Verticillium dahliae VdLs.17
Lineage: Eukaryota; Fungi; Ascomycota; Sordariomycetes; Glomerellales; Plectosphaerellaceae
Exons: 3
Coding region: 1-1977 (658 amino acids)
Source: RefSeq, a predicted model, not a curated record
AUGGCCCAGCAGGGAAUCCCAAAUGCCGACUCAGUUACUUCGAUCGGGGACUCUAUUCCAAUGGUCACAUUACCCUCACACUUGACUGCAAAUGCAUCUCCUAGCGAUGCGUCCCAGAACACAAGCGGAGCGACUAUGCAUCCAUCAGCAAUCUCACAGGCACCUCCCACCGGCGGUUCCCCCGCCGAUGUCUCUCCGGAUGCUUCGCAGGGUCCCAACCCAACUCCGCCCCUUGCUGACAGCCCAGAUGCUGCUCUGGACCCUGCAUGGAUCGCGUCCCCCCCAUCGCCUGCAGCAAGCCCAACUCCGGCUGUACCUCCGGCUGUACAGUCUUCAGCUACUCCAGGCCCUCCGCAGACGACUGUGCCGCAGCCAGCUAGCCAGACACCUGCCCCUCAACCAACUCCGCAUUCACUUCCCUCGAGUACCCACGGCCAACCUCAAACGGCGCCGGCUUCCUCGCCAUCAACACCGACUACUUUGCAUCCUCCAAACACUGCAAACCUUCCAGUUUUGCCAGUUGCUUCUCCCCCCUCCAGUCCAACUACCUCAAUAACCCCUGUCGCGCCAACACAGCUGCCCGGAAUAUUGACGGGUACCCCUCUUACACCCAAUGGUGCCCCCAUCCCCAGCAAUGUACCAACAAAGGCUUCCCCAAUCCACGCAGCCCUCACCGAUGGCCUGCUUUGGUCAGCCCUGUGGGCUAUGCUCUUGUUCAUGUUCGUCUCACUACUCACGUGGCAAGCCAAGUCCCUCGAUUGGCCGCUUGCCAAUCUUUCGAUUUCGACAGGCAUCUUCCUCUUGACAAUCCUCGCUAAGCUGACCGACUGGGCCCUUGACAGUCUGGGAAAUCUUGGGUGGGAGAAGCUGUACUGGGGACCCAUUCUUCACCGGAACGCAACUCUUUUGACCCAUCUCGUCAUGAAUUCUGGCCUUGCUGGAUGGUGGGUUGUUUUGCGAAAUCCCCCGAAAAACGGAUCUCCCUCGCCAUCUCGCAUCGUGAAUCUACUUCGGCGAGGCCUUUCGGCGCGAUGGCCCCAAUUUUGGGCGUUCUGGAGAAACACUACCCUUGACAAGUCCAUCUCCUGGGCGACCAGCGAAUGUCGCGUCUACCAAGCCGUGGACAGUGCCAUUCAAAUCUGCGCAAAGGAGAGCAACAAGGGCGGCUCUAUUCUCACCGGUAUUCGAGCCUGCGACCCAGGGAAGCUCGACGACGAAGGUGACUGCUCACUGAACCCUCAGUGGCCAGGGUGGGACUCUUUCGUUGCUUUUUCAUCCACGCUGGAUAUCUACCGCCUGAAUAUCAGCAUGGCCGCCGAUCGCCGAAGCAGCGCCAUCCUAGAGGUGACGGACAAAGGAAAGCCAACAAGGCAGGACAUCCACCCGAGCGAAUUCCUCGACGCAUUUGACAACCUGUUCUGCCCCUUUUCCCAGGGCAACUCGACCAUUUCAAGGUACUGCGAGACCGGCCAGGUGAGGUCUGAUGUCACACUUAACCUAUGGAUGUUCGUGUACUACAACUACCAGUCCGAGGGCUUCGAGAGCUCUAUAGCCGUCGACACGCUGCGCAAUAUCUAUGCCACAGCGCUAUUCCUCUACAACCCCGUUUUCCGCGGCGCUGUCUUCGCCCCCAACGCCCCUGCGUUUCUGCGCACGGCGCAGCAGGGCCUUGCCGACGAAAAUUACUUUCCUGGUACUCCCGCAAGGAGGUCGUCACACCUCGCGCCAGCGCCGUGGACGGUGUUGGCCUUUACAGUCUCCGUCGGAUUUCUCAUUUCAGCCUCGCUUCUGGCGAUUUUCUUCGCGCUAUGGUUCAAGCAGCCGCAGCUCUCGGCUUUUGGACCUCUCAACGCGUUCAAAGCCGAUCUCGUGCAGUUUGGACAGGCAGCAAGCCUGGACUUGGAUGCGCUGGUGACAGGCAUGACGGACAAAGAAGUUGCUCUGGCGGCGGAUGGCAUACGCGUCAGACCUAGAUAG